GGAGGAGGAGGAGGAGGAGGAGGAAGGCGCCUCUCCGAAGCCCGGGGAGCUGCACCUCCCCCGUGGGAGGAGGCGGGCGGAGGGCUGAGGGAUGCGGGAUGAGGACGGAGGAUGCGGGGCGGCGUCGCCCGAGGCGCUUUAAAGGCUCGCCGGCGGCGGGGGCGGCGCGGCGGCGGCGGCAUGAGCGAGGUGAAGGUGGCCGUGCUGGGCGGCAGCGGCGCCGGCAAGUCGGCGCUGGCCGUGCGGUUCCUGACGCGGCGGUUCAUCGGAGAGUACGCGUCCAGCGCCGAAUGCAUCUACACUAAACACUUGUGCCUGGAUGGGAGGCAGAUACACCUGGAAAUUUAUGACCCUUGUUCACAGCCCCAGCAGGGGAAGCUGUCCCUGGCAGAUGAGCUCCACUGGGCUGAUGGCUUUAUCAUCGUCUAUGACAUCAGUGACAGAGCAUCGUUUGCCUUUGCCAAAGCCCUGCUCUACAGGAUCCGAGAGUCCCACGUAGGAGUUUGUAAAAAGAUGGUCGAGUCAUCAAUAUUUUUGGUCGGCAAUAAACAGGAUUUGUGCCACAUGAGGGAGGUUGGCUGGGAUGAAGGACAGAAGCUGGCAAUAGAUAACAAGUGCCAGUUCUGUGAACUGUCUGCAGCGGAGCACUAUCAGGAAGUUGUGGCAAUGUUCACCAAGGUGCUGAGGAACAUCACUGCCAAUUUCAAAGUGAAGGAGAAGAGACGACCAAGCGGUUCCAAGUCAAUGGCCAAGCUAAUCAACAAUGUGUUUGGGAAGAGGAGGAAAUCUGUGUAAGAGAUGGUUAGUCCUGAAGUUGGAACAAGCUGAAAUAAUGGAGCUGAGCUCUUGGGAUUCACUGAAUUUCCUCCAAAGGUCAAUAUGUGGAGGAGUGAGACAGUAGAAACCAAAGGUGGGAGACAGUAUGGUCUAGACCUAGAAGACCUGACCUUCUGUUUCAGCUCUGCUGCAGAUUUACUGUUUAGGGCAGUGCCAUUUAAACUGUAAGCUGCUCCAGAGGAGAGGUUUAGUCUCUAUUUAUUCAACACCAGCAUGGUCUUGGAUAGAGCUUCUAGGUGCAACUGAGGUAUAAACAGUUAUUUCACAGAUUAACUUAAUUGGAAAAGACCCUUAAGUCAUCAAAUCCAGCCAUUAACCAAACAAUACAAAGUCUACCACUAAACCAUGUCCCUAAGUGCCACUCAUUUAAUAUCCAGUAAACUCAGCCUUGCUGAUCAAAAUCUUACUUCAGAAUUCUGAGUAAUUUUGAAUUUUGUGUGCAAGAAAAUUUGCACUAAAGAAAAGCAAAAUACUGCAGCUGCAUGUGGUGAUGUAUUUGUAUUUAACUCAGGUCCCUGUGUGCCUUACACUUGCUGAAAUUAAUAGGAAUUAAAUGCUUAGACACCAAGUCUACAAAAGGUAUUUACCUGCAAAGCUGCCUUGCAGAGGCACCAGAAGUAGGGAAGCAGAUGCAUAAAGCUGUAUUGUCUCCUGUUUCAGUAUCCUUUUUUGUUAGUCCGUGAGUGAUGAGAGAAAGUGGAGAGGGUUGAGGAGUGUGGGAGCUGAAAUGUUAGUCAGUGAGCACUGGAGUGUUUUGUAAGGUCGUUGUUGAGUGAAAUAAUUUUACAGCAAGGGCCCGCGUAAAGCCUGGGUUGAUCCCUUCCACAGAGCAGCUUUUGUCAGCUUUAACAAAAGUUUCACUAGCUGAAGGUGGCUGUGACUGCUCAGCCUCAGAUGGCAGCAGAAGCUUGGAGGGCUCAUGGGCUGGUAAAGAGCACAAGUUCUUUAGGAUGUCUGCCUGGAUUUAAAGGUCAGCCUGCUGGUGAGACCUGUGCUCACAAGAGAGUGUUUUUCCUAAUAACCAAUGUCCUUACAGCUGCUCAUGGCUGUGGAAUUGAAAUACCACAGGGAGAGCACUGAGUACUCUUAGCUGCACUUUUCAGAUGUGGAUAUUAAACAUCAGCUGGGUUUAAAUAUGUUGUCAGUUGACAUUCAGAGCUCUUCCUCUAGACAGCUAAAUAAGGGCUUAGCCCAGCGAGUUUGCAAGUGCUGUGCUCAUACAGAAAUUAUGAAAGGGAAGUGAUCUGAAGAUGAAUUGCUGCCUCCUACCCACUCCAGGGGACAGCUGGGAUUCAGUCUUUGUGGGAUGCUGAGUUGAAGCCUACCUCUGCUCUGAAAGGUUACCUGCAUUGAAACUAAAAAGUUUCAGGUUUUUUUUUUUUUUUUUACUUUCAGUUUUUGAGUGUUCACCCAUAAGACAACGUAAAAAGGUUACAUAUAAUCUUAGCAGUAAGACUGUAAAAUAGUACCAAAGCAUAUUUUAUUGUGUUGACCAAAGAUUACAUUUUUUAAGCAAAAAUACUGUUUAUUUCACUUGUUACAAGACUAAAAAUAUUGGAACGUAGUUCUCAAUUGACAGGCACAGGGUUGCUGUGUUUUCCUUCAGAUACUGCUCUGCCUCAUCAGGAGCAUUGCAUUUUAAGAGUAUGGUCAAUAUCUCUGAGACUGAAUGUGCAGAUUAUUCAUGUACACCCCUCAGCUUCCCAGCCCACACAGCAUUCCAGAACUACCAACAGCCAGUUGUAGCUUUGCCUUGCUCUAGCAAUGCCAGAUUCCACAUCUCUUAUUUGUAUUUACUGCUGUGGUAUUAAAUAAACUGGAUUUAAGAUGGAUGU
Molecule: messenger RNA, 2672 nt
Organism: Motacilla alba alba
Lineage: Eukaryota; Metazoa; Chordata; Aves; Passeriformes; Motacillidae
Gene: RERGL
Product: RERG like
Exons: 5
Coding region: 112-795 (227 amino acids)
Molecular function (GO): GTPase activity; GTP binding
Source: RefSeq, a predicted model, not a curated record